Molecule: messenger RNA, 7137 nt
Organism: Brassica napus (rape)
Lineage: Eukaryota; Viridiplantae; Streptophyta; Magnoliopsida; Brassicales; Brassicaceae
Exons: 2
Coding region: 2333-3439 (368 amino acids)
Source: RefSeq, a predicted model, not a curated record
CACAAAUACAAAAUCUCAAAUCUUAUCCAUAUAUGAUGAAGUUUAUAAGUUAAUUAUACCAUAUCUUCUUCAGAAAACCAACAUCUUCACUUGAAAUCUGAGUUUAAAUAUGUAUAUCAUCUGUUAACAAAAGAUCCAUAACUGGAUUUAAGAAAAAACUCUUGUAGUUCUAACACAACGCAUAAAUAUUUUGAUUACGGAAACAGAUUAGCAUAAUCAUUUAUAUCAGUAUGAUUCAAACUGAUUGACCAACCUUCUUCACAAUCUCUCCGUCAACGGGAAUUGAUUUUUUUUACCGGAGAUUCUCGGAGGGUUGAAAACGGUGAUAGCUGUAACCUGGUAAGAACCUGGAUGAUGAUGAUUCAAUGGUGAAGUAGCUUCGACGGCAGCUGAGCUUAGAAUUCCGGUGGAUUGCAUGGCCUUGGAUGUAGCUUCUUCAGAAUAUGUUUUGAUUUAGAUUAAGACAUAUAUUUAUAUAAGAGAAGGAUCAAGGGAGGUGAAAAGAAACAUUCAAGGAUGGUUUUAAGAUCAUUAUUGAUUAAUGAUUGAGAAGGUUACGCAAAAACAAAUCAAAUCGGAGAAGACGAAGUGGAAGAGUCAAGAGACUUGAAGCUUGAAACAACGAUACAGGUUUCUCUGUUUUUUCUCUACCAUGGGCUAGGCUGAUAAUUUUCAUAAACCCAUACGGAAGUCUGCUCUAUUUCAGCUUUUGGGUGAUGUGGCAAAACCAAAUUUUCUCAUUGGUUGAUUUUCCAUGCCUAUGUGGAUAGGUUCAAUAGAGCUCAUAUUCCCCUUUUAUUACUUGUUUGAUAAUAAUGAAUAUACUGUAGCAUUUUAACAGAAAUAUAAACUCUGAAUGAUUUCUGCGUAUGUGCAGGAAUCGAACCAUUUGUGACGUUGAACCAUAUGGACUAUCCUGAAGAAUUUGAGAACUUGUUUCAAGGUUGGUUAAGCCCCGAGAUGCAGUAAGUGGUUAACCUGAAUUUCUAAUCAACCAAAAAAAAAUAAUUUCUAAUCAACGAACAUAUAUAACCUAAAAUUCAACACUAAUUACUUUAUUUUGUAGGAAAUAAUUUGUUUAUUUCGCUGAUCUAUGUUUCAAGCAUUUUGGAAACUGAGUUAAGUACUAGACCACGAUAAAUGAACCAAAUCAACAAUUAAUUUUUGGCUAUAUAAUGGAUAGAUUUCCACCGGCUCGCUGCUCUUCACCAUAUGGAAAUUGUAGCCAGGGGAAUUCAGAAACCGAGCCUUUCAUAGCCGCGCUGAUGUGAUCUUGGCUAGCAAUGGAACUGAAGAGAUGGAUCAGCUUGAACCAGAGCUUAAGGAAUUUGAAGAAAGAACCAAGGAGCUGCUUGAACCUGAGGAAACAAAUGACAAGGACCUAGAAGUGCCAAUUGGUCCAAUGACUAGAUCAAAACAAGCAAGAUUUCGACAAGCUCUUCAUCAACUCUUACACACUAUCCAGGGCAAUCUAGAGUGUGCUGAUCCAACCACACUGAUUGUGAUUCAAGCCUCUUAGAUCUUUCAUCAAGAGAGGUGUUGUGACUUGCGCUCUUUUCCUUGGUUUGGUUUUGUCCCAUUGGAUUUUCCAGACAAGGUUUUUAAUGAGGCUUGGACACAACACUUAUACAAAAGCCUCUUGAUGAAUCCAGACCCAUUUCCCUUCUAAUUUUCGUCCAGAAAUAUCCUAGGAACCUUUUCUCUUUUAAAUUUGAACUUUAGUCUUUGUUUUCAUUAAUUAUGUUGUGUUUCCAAGAAGCUGUGCAUGUACAGUCUUCUUCCCUAUAUUAUGGACGAAAAUCUCUCAAUAAAAUCAUCAAACUCUGAAUCUUGUUUGAUCAAAGCUUGUUUAGUGUAUUCGGAUUUCUCCUUACAUUACAAGCAAAUCUGAUAGUCCGAGAGCCAUUUCCGCAUCUCUUAGAAGUAUCAACUCAAUCCACUGCUUAUUUCACCAUCACAAUCAUUGGAGAACAUUCAGGGACGUGAUCAUUUCACCUAGGAUCACUUCAAGUGGUAUCAGAGCUGAUCUCCAUCAUUAGGUUGUGUUUUUCCAGUUCUGCAACUUUUAAACUUUUCAUAUUCUGUUAUCAGAUCUGUUCUAAAUUCUAGAUCUUGCUAGAAACGUGUUUAUUAGGGUCAGAUCUACCUAGAAAAAGUUUUAAAAUCGCUAAAUAAUCUGAUUUGAUUUUCGAAAUUGCAGAGAAAAGAAUUAGGGUUCUUCAUGAAAAUUUCAGAAAUCUGAUUAUUGUAGAUUCAAUCCCAUUACUUUCUGUUAUAUUAUGUUUCUGUGAUCUCUUUUACUGGUUUUGUGUUUGGAAAUUCAACAGGAACCAUGGGAGAAGAAAGCAAUCAGAACAAUGGAAUGGAUCAACUACUACUUGAUGCUUUGACUGUACGCAUGACUACUGUGAUGACUACUUUUAUGGAUCAGAGACUAGAGAACUUCAGAACUGAGGUUGUCCACUCAGAACGUGAGAGAUCUAGGAGGAGUCCAAACCAGUCUGCUUCAGAAAGCUAUUAUAGUCAUACCAACAGAUCCAAUGGCACCAGGAGAAGGAGGCGUGAUCAGGAAGCAAGGCCACAAACCAAUGAUCUUCCUGGUGGUUUGAAACUGAAGAUUCCUGAGUUUAAAGGCACUGCUGAUCCAGAAGAGUAUCUAGAAUGGGAAAAGAAGAUUGAACUUGUGUUCAAUUGCAGAGACUACACCACAGAGUACAAACUGAAGCUUGCGCCUACUGAGUUUAAAGACUACGCUUUGAGUUGGUGGGAUAACCUAGUUACAUCAAGAAGGAGAGCAGGAGAUUUUCCUGUUGAAACCUGGAACCAGAUGAAGGUGAUCAUGAGGAAGAGAUUUGUACCGAGCCAUUACCACAGAGAGCUGCACUUCAAGCUCAGAACACUGUCUCAAGGAAGUAAAUCAGUUGAAGAAUAUUAUAAGGAGAUGGAAACCCUUAUGCUGAGAGCUGAUAUACAAGAAGACAGAGAAGCAACAAUGGCCAGAUUCAUGGGUGGUCUAAACCGAGACAUCAUGGACAGACUUGAAGUUCAUCAUUAUGUUGAGAUGGAAGAGCUUCUGCACGAGGCAAUUAUCUUUGCACAGCAGUUGAAAAGAAGAAGUUAUAAGUCUAGCUAUGGAGCCAGCAAGCCACACUACCAGAAGGAUGAAAAGACCAGAGAAUCCAAACCAUUCUCCAAGCCUAAAGUGGAGGAACAUAGUAUUAAAGGAAAGGAAGUAGCCACUGCAUUUAAAACCAGAGACAUACAGUGCUACAAGUGUAAAGGUUAUGGACACUAUCCAGUAGCUGCUCCAACAAAAGGGUUAUACUCUUCAGAGAAAAUGGAGAAAUUGAAUCAAAGGAAGAGGAACAAUCUGAGUCUGAAGAAGAAAGAGUGGAGAUGCCAGCUCGUGGAGAGUUACUUAUCGCAAGAAGAACACUGAAUCUGCAAGCCAAGACUGUUGGAGAUGAGCAAAGAGAGAAUCUGUUUCAUACUCGCUGUAUGGUUCAAGGCAAGGUGUGCAGUUUGGUUAUAGAUGGAGGAAGUUGUACCAACGCUGCAAGUGAAACCAUGGUUGAGAAACUUGGUCUGGAGAUCAUGAAAAGGCCAACAGCUUACAAGUUACAGUGGCUUAAUGAUGAAGGAGAGCUGGAGGUGAAACACCAAGUCAAGAUACCAUUGUCUAUUGGGAAGUAUGAGGAUGAGAUAUUGUGUGAUGUGUUAACAUUGGAUGUUGGACACAUACUGCUUGGAAGGCCUUGGCAAUCCAAUAUAAGAACUCUUCAUGAUGGGUUCGCAAACAGACACUCGUUUGAGUACAAGGGAAAGAAGACUGUCUUAGUUUCUUUAACACCGCAAGAAGUCCAUCUAGAUCAGAUCGCUUUGAAGAAGAACAAAGUUUCAUCAGAAUCAAAGACAAAACAGGCUCCCAAUCUGUUGCUUCAACCUAAGGGAAGUUCUUUACCUCACUUGCUGUUUGUUUUUAAAGAAUGUUAAAACAUAACAAAGCUAGUGCAGGAUCUUCCAAGCAAAACACAGAUGCUUUUGCAGGAAUUCAAAGACAUCUUUCCAGAGGAAGCUCCACAAGGAUUACCACCUAUCAGAGGGAUAGAGCAUCAAAUCGAUUUUAUUCCAGGAGCUUCACUUCCAAACAAGCCAGCCUAUAGGACUAAUCCUUUGGAGACCAAGGAACUACAACAACAAGUCACUGAGCUUAUGGAGAAAGUUCAUAUCCGUGAGAGCAUGAGCCCAUGUGCCGUUCCAGUCUUGCUUGUACCAAAGAAAGAUGGUAGCUAGAGAAUGUGUGUCGAUUGCAGAGCAAUCAAUAAUAUCACUGUAUAGUAUCGACAUCCCAUUUCUAGAUUAGAUGAUAUGCUUGAUAAGUUGCAUGGUUCUAGCAUAUUUUCUAAAGUUGAUUUGAAAAGUGGAUAUCACCAGAUUAGAAUGAAAGAGGGUGAUCAGUGGAAAACUGCAUUUAAAACGAAACAUGGGUUAUAUGAAUGGUUAGUGAUGCCAUUUGGGCUGACUAAUGCACCUAGUACUUUCAUAAGGUUAAUGAACCAUGUUCUUAGAUCAUUUAUAGGUCAUUUUGUUGUGGUUUACUUUGAUGAUAUUCUGAUCUACAGUAAGAACUUGGAUGAGCAUAUUGAGCAUCUUAGGAAGGUUCUAGAAGUGCUUAGAAAGGAAUCCUUGUUUGCUAAUCUAAAUAAAUGUACUUUUGGAGCAGAUAACCUUGUCUUUUUAGGCUUUGUUGUGAGUGCAGAAGGUAUCCAGGUUGAUGAGGAAAAGAUUAAAGCAAUCAAAGAAUGGCCAAGCCCAAAGACAGUUGGUGACGUGAGAAUCUUCCAUGGUCUAGCCGGAUUCUACAGGAGACUUGUCAAGGAUUUUAGUACUUUGGCUGCACCACUAACUGAAGUAAUCAAGAAAAAUGUUGGGUUCAAGUGGAAACAAGCACAGGAAGAAGCAUUCCAAACCUUGAAAGAGAAACUCACCAAUUCACCAGUUCUUUCUCUCCUUGACUUUUCUAAAACAUUUGAAAUAGAAUGUGAUGCAUCUGGUGUUGGUGUAGGUGUUGUGCUCAUGUAGGAGAAGAAACCUAUAGCUUUCUUUAGUGAAAAGCUUGGAGGGGCUACUCUGAAUUAUCCAACGUAUGACAAAGAACUCUAUGCGCUUGUCAGGGCUUUGCAAACAUGGUAACAUUAUCUUUGGCCCAAGGAGUUCGUCAUCCACACUGAUCAUGAGUCUCUCAAGCAUCUCAAGGGACAACUGAAACUGAACAAGAGACAUGCUAGAUGGAUUGAAUUCAUUGAAACUUUUCCCUAUGUGAUCAAGUACAAGAAAGGUAAGGAAAAUAUAGUUGCUGAUGCACUAUCUCGAAGGUAUGUUCUCUUAAACACUCUUGAAACCAAACUACUUGGAUUUGAACGUAUCAAAACUUUAUAUGCCACUGAUUCUGAUUUUAAGGAUAUAUAUGCUUCUUGUGAGAAGUUGGGUCGUGGUAAAUACUUCAAGAGUGAUGGUUUUCUCUUCUUUGAAAAUAGACUAUGUGUGCUUAACUCCUCUUUGAGAGAUUUGUUUGUCAAGGAAGCUCAUGCAGGUGAACUUGGAGGACACUUUGGGGUGGCUAAAACACUGAAUGUAAUGCAAGAGCACUUCUAUUGGCCACAUAUGAGGAGAGAUGUAGAAAAAUCUUGCGAAAGGUGUGUUACUUGCAAACAGGCUAAGUCCAAAGUCCAGAACCACGGUCUGUAUACUCCUUUACCCAUUCCUUUGCAUCCAUGGCAUGACAUUUCAAUGGAUUUUGUUGUUGGGUUACCUAGAACUAAAACUGGAAGAGAUUAUGUGUUUGUAGUCAUUGAUAGGUUCUCUAAAAUGGCUCACUUUAUUUCAUGUCAUAAGACUGAUGAUGCUGUGAAUGUUGCUAAUCUGUUCUUUAAGGAAAUUGUUAGACUUCAUGGAAUGCCUAGGACAAUUGUUUCUGAUAGAGACACUAAGUUUCUUAGCUUCUUUUGAAAAACUUUGUGGUCUAAGUUAGGAACUAAACUGUGUUUCUCUACUACCUGUCAUCCACAGUCUGAUGGAAAAACUGAAGUUGUCAAUAGAAAAUUGUCUACCUUGUUGCGUGCAUUGAUUAAAAAGAACCUUAGAACUUGGGAAGAAUGUUUGCUACAUGUAGAAUUUGCUUAUAAUGAUGCUAAGCAUUCUGCAACUAAGUUCUCUCCAUUUGAAAUUGUCUAUGGUUUCAAUCCUUUAUCACCUUUAGAUCUAAUGCCUUUACCUUUGAGUGAAAGAGUUAGCUCGGAUGGACAAAAGAAAGCUGAACUUGUUAAGCAGAUACAUGAGAAGGCACAUAUCAAUAUAGAAAACAAGACCAAGCUGUACGCUAAGCAUGCUAACAAAGGAAGAAAGGAGAUGAUCUUUGAAGAAGGAGACUUAGUUUGGAUACACCUGAGGAAGGACAGAUUUCCUAAUGAAAGAAAAUCUAACUUAUGCCUAGAUUGGAUGGUCCUUUCAAAGUCAUCAGGAAGAUCAACAACAUUGCCUAUCAACUAGAUCUCCAAGUGGGAGAGGAUGAUGUGAUCUUGGCUAGCAAUGGAACUGAAGAGAUGGAUCAGCUUGAACCAGAGCUUAAGGAAGUUGAAGAAAGAACCAAGGAGCUGCUUGAACCUGAGGAAACAAAUGACAAGGACCUAGAAGUGCCAAUUGGUCCAAUGACUAGAUCAAAACAAGCAAGAUUUCGACAAGCUCUUCAUCAACUCUUACACACUAUCCAGGGCAAUCUAGAGUGUUCUGAUCCAACCACACUGGUUGUGAUUCAAGCCUCUUAGAUCUUUCAUCAAGAGAGAUGUUGUGAUUUGCACUCUUUUCCUUGGUUUGGUUUUGUCCCAUUGGGUUUUCCAAACGAGGUUUUUAAUGAGGCUUGGACACAACACUUAUACAAAAGCCUCUUGAUGAAUCCAGGCCCAUUUCCCUUCUAAUUUUCGUCCAGAAAUAUCCUAGGAACCUUUUCUCUUUUAAAUUUGAACUUUAGUAUUUGUUUUCAUUAAUUAUGUUGUGUUUCCAAGAAGCUGUGCAUGUACGGUCUUCUUCCCUAUAUUAUGGACGAAAAUCUCUCAAUAAAAUCAUCAAACUCUUUUCUAA